This is a messenger RNA of Penaeus monodon (black tiger shrimp), 3616 nucleotides long. Its product is annotated as receptor-type tyrosine-protein phosphatase R-like. The transcript is spliced from 12 exons. Lineage: Eukaryota; Metazoa; Arthropoda; Malacostraca; Decapoda; Penaeidae. Gene Ontology annotation, biological process: protein dephosphorylation. The record is from RefSeq and is a predicted model, not a curated record. Bases 811 to 3018 code for a protein of 735 amino acids. Gene Ontology annotation, molecular function: protein tyrosine phosphatase activity.
CGCGGGACCAGCUAGUAUUGAUCACAGCCUCGACCACUCGGGAGGCGCGCACCGUGUCUAACUGUCCGACUUUCGGUUAAUGUUAUGUUUUGGUGCACAGAUGGCAGCUCCCUGGAAAGCCCGGGUCCUUCAUCCCAGCACCUGACAGACGGAUAGCAUAGGAUCUCCUCCCUUAAGGAUCGCAGGAGUAAAGAUCCUUCCAACCAACUAUCCCCAUUGUGUUGCUCUGAGGAUCAGCUGACACCCUACCUUGAAGGGGCGAAUGUUAUUUCACCUCCUACAGGAUCGUUCGCUGGUCUUGUGAAGGAGCUGAGGGCGGGGUUGAGGAGCGGAGGUCGUGGAGGAUGGCACGUCCCUCGUAGCACCAGAAUCCUUCGAGCAUCCAAUGUGUUCAAGUCCUACCGAGCGCGCGAGUCUUUUGAAAGGAGCGCCUCGACCCUUCGAAAAGUGAUUCGGACCCUUCGAUGAACUUAUCAAAGUCUGUCCACAGGUAUCCCGGCUUGUAUAGAACCACCUGUGCCAGCUGGCUUGGCCCGGGUGAUGUUUCAUUCAGUAGAUCAUAGAUACAGUGUUUUCCCCUCGAGGUCUUGCCUCUUAGAAACGUAUUCCAUGUUAAUUAGCCACGUUGUGAAGCUGGUUCGUUUCCAUACCUGACCCCUCGCUACGGAACUGAGACGAGUGUGACACUGAGAUUUCCUGUGACGAAGCAGGGCGAUUUACGAGUGGAAUAAACAAAAAAUAAACAGCGCAGAACAAGAAGAAAAUACCGUGAAUAGUAGUUAUAAGGUACCGUUUCAUCUUAGGUCGACUAUGUUAGAGAUGGAGGUUGCGAGGACAAGGCUGCUGGCGGCCGUCCUCGCUCUGAACGUCUUUGCGGCAGGCGGCAACCCCCUGUACCCCCCGACUUCUAGCUGGCCUGCGGCGGGCGAGGGCGGCGGCGGCGGCGGCGGCGGCGGCGGCGAGCAGGCGUCUGCGGCGUACUCGCGGGGCGGCCUGGCGGGGCUGCCGCGCUCCCUGCACUUCCCGCCGCCGCGCCCCGACGACCGCUAUAACCUGGUCCACCGCCGCCAGUACUUCGCCUCGUUCCCGCGGCGGCAGCUGGACCUGAAGGCGUCGCCGCCGCUGGACUACGAGCUGGAGCCGUCGUACCAGCAGGGCGUCAACAUGUACCAGUACGCCUACACGGAGAGCACCACCUACGGCGACCCCAGCAAGUACGCGGGCGGGGCGGGGCGACGCGUGGGAGCGGGCGGGGGCGCGCGGCUGGGGCGGAGGUACGGCGAGAGGGUGUGGUGGCCCCGGAUGCCCCUGACCGUGCUGGGGGCGCGCUCAGAGCCCUACCUGGGCAGGGUCGUCGAGCACGAGGACCAGCAGCUGCGUCCCGCGCCCCUCAAGCGGCCGAGGGACGACCCGCCGGCCUACAGCGACGCCGAGGACAUGCCGCACUACAGGUACGACGUGGGCGGCGAGGGGGAGGCCGGCGCCAUCUACGAGAGGGGGGCGGGCGGAGGGCGAGGGGGAGAGGGGCGGGGAGAGGGGGAGGAGGGCGGUCCCUCGCAGAACGCGUCCCUGGUGGGCACCGUGCGCGUGCAGAAGUCGCUCAGCCCCGCCAGGGACAAGGUCGUGUACGCCGACGUGCCGGCGCUGACCAACGCCUCGGCCACACCGCGCCCCCUGCACCGCGGGGUGGACUCCCUCCUGCAGAUGAUGAGCCAGGCGGACGAGGCGCAAGGCCGGAGGGCGGGAGCUGAGGAGGACCAGAGGAUGCUGGCUCACGUGGGAGGCCCCUCGGAGCCGCAGGGGCCCUACGUCACCACCACCGUGGCCCUCGGCUCCAUCAUGCUGCUCGUCAUCAUCAUCGUGGUGAUGGUUGCUCUGCGAGUCCAGUGGAGGGAGCGAGCGAAGGCGGCGGAGGAGUGGUCAGUGAGGCCGCCCACCGUCCAGCCCGCCUCGCCUGCCUCCGUGGGCGCCGGUCCGCCCACUCCGCCGUCGCACUUGGACCCGCUCACGCACCUCCACGCGGAACCGAUAAGGAUUAAGGCGAAAGGUCUCCUCGAACGCAGAGGGUCCAACACCAGCCUGACCUUGGAACUGCCCUCGACCUGCCCGCCGCCAGAGGUCACCUCACCGCCUCGACACUGCACACCGGAGGAGUUUCUGAUGACCGCUGGGAACAGGAUGAGCAGGAGACAGCUGAGACACUGCUUGAGGGACACGAGGACGCUACAUGCCGAGUUCUGGGAGGUCCCUCUCAACUUGCCUGAUAAGUGUGACGUCCCUGGUUCAGCGGCCAAGAACAGGUAUCGUACUGUACUGCCUAAUGAAGCCACACGAGUCAGGCUGGACACUGGAGACCCGGCGACUGCUUAUAUUAAUGCUAACUACGUGAGGGGUUACGACGGCGAGGAGAAAGCGUACGUGGUGACCCAGGGUCCUUUAGCCAACACCGUGGCUGACCUCUGGGCGCUGGUCAUGCAGGAGAGGUCACCGGCCGUGGUCAUGAUCACCAGACUCAAGGAGAAGCGGAGAGUCAAGUGCGAGCCGUACGUGCCCGCCCUCAGCGCCACGUACGGAGAUAUCACGGUCACGGUCAAGCAACUCAUCCACAAGAACGGAUACACGACUCGUCAGCUGUUGCUCCAGCGUCGGGAGGAGGUUCACGAGACGCUGCAUUUCUGGUACACCGCCUGGCCCGACCACAAGACCCCCACGGAACCCGACCAGCUGCUCGCCAUGGCCCUGGAGGUCGACCACGUCAGGAAGACUGGCACCGGAAGCGCCUGCGGCCCCGUGAUCGUGCACUGCUCCGCCGGCAUCGGGCGCAGCGGCUGUUUCAUCGCUAUCAGCAUGGCCAUUAACCAGCUGUUGGAAGAGGACUGCGUUGAUAUCCUUGGGAUCCUGUGCCAAAUGAGGCUAGAUAGGGGCGGAAUGGUCCAGACCGGAGAGCAGUACGAGUUCAUUCACCGUGCCGUGGCGCUAUACGAGUCCACGCUGCCAGCCGUAUGUGUGAACAAGUGAUGCACGCCCUCUGACAGCUACCAUGCCCUCCCCAUGAACAUUUCAUGACCUCCCCCUCCACGGAGUAUCUGUGGGGGCCACGGACACUACUGCCCCGGGGCUUCUGUGGGAUGGAAAAGCCGACUCACCAGGCAGUCUCUGCCAGGGCCCCACUGUCCGUGCUGUCAUGCCAUGUACAACAGCCAGCAGGUGUUCACGUACGUCCUCAGUGCACCAGACGCGUACCGAGGACAUGUUGCGAUAUGUACAGCGUGUACUUAACGAGUGCAGUUUGUUACGUUCCACAUGGAGGACCUUUAAGAGCUGUGUGGUGCCGUGAGGACCGUCGACGGCAGCCCCGUUGACAAGAUAACAGAGCUCGCGUCUUGUUUGAUGUGGAUCUCCGGCAAAAGACAAGGCACGUUGGCCCGGUUUCCUCUGGGCGAACAAGUGUCUUCCUGGACACUCGGUCCGAUGAAAGACCAAAAAAACAACAAUUUUCCCAGUAAUACAAGAUAGAUAAAUAUGGCAGCUUAACUUGAGUGUAAACAUAAGCAUGAAUUAUUGUCUAUCCGAGUGAUGUACUUAUUUUAACAAAUAUAUUUAUCAGUUGUCAUAC